Molecule: messenger RNA, 858 nt
Organism: Durio zibethinus
Lineage: Eukaryota; Viridiplantae; Streptophyta; Magnoliopsida; Malvales; Malvaceae
Product: putative cytokinin riboside 5'-monophosphate phosphoribohydrolase LOGL1
Biological process (GO): cytokinin biosynthetic process
Cellular component (GO): cytosol; nucleus
Molecular function (GO): hydrolase activity, hydrolyzing N-glycosyl compounds
Source: RefSeq, a predicted model, not a curated record
UGAGGGACUUUGAUUUUUUUUUUUCUGUAGUUUCUCUUAACUUGGAGGUGAAUUAGAGUUAGAGAUUAUAUAUUAAAUACUCCAACAUGGGUAAGUUCAAAAGGGUGUGUGUGUUUUGUGGAAGUAAUUCAGGGAACAGAAAGAUAUUCAGCGAUGCAGCUCUUGAUCUCGGCGCACACCUGGUGGAACGGAAGAUGGAUUUGGUGUACGGAGGUGGGAGUAUUGGGCUAAUGGGUUUGGUUUCUCGAACAGUUUAUGACGGUGGAUGUCAUGUUCUCGGAGUAAUCCCAACAGCUCUUGUCUCAGUUGAGAUAUCAGGGCAUGCAGUAGGGGAAGUGUUGAUUGUGUCUGACAUGCAUGAACGAAAAGCAGAGAUGGCCCGUCGAGCUGAUGCUUUUAUUGCACUCCCAGGCGGCUAUGGGACAAUGGAGGAGUUACUUGAGAUGAUAACCUGGUCUCAGCUGGGCAUCCAUCACAAACCUGUAGGUGUGUUGAACGUGGAUGGGUAUUUUGAUAGCUUGCUGGGGUUGUUUGACAAAGGUGUAGAAGAGGGAUUCAUCAACGCUUCUGCUAGGACCAUUGUCAUAUCCGCUAAGAAUGCUCAUGACCUCAUCCAGAAGAUGGAGGAGUACGUGCCUGAUCAAGAUCGAGAGGCGCCAAGUCAAAGCUGGAACAACGAGUGCAAUAAUGAUAUGAGUUGGUAGCAGUUUGCUUCCUGUUGGCAUCUGGAAAGGGAAAACCCCUUUUUUUUUUUUUUUUCUUUUAACAGUGUAGGCGAGGUUUAAAGAGAAUUAGAAAAAGAUAAAUUUAUGAAGGUUGGUUUCGAAACUUAAUUUUGUUUGAAUUUAACUUUUAAAG